CCCGCACCGCUCGACUCCCACUGCGCCCAUAAUUAUAAGCCACUCUGCCGCUAAUGUCUGAAGAAUAUUUUGCUUAUUGUAAUCCCCACAAUUGAGGAGGCAAGCUUAGUUUUCUUGGCUGGGAAUUACUCGCGACAGGGUCUCCAACUUGAGACUACACCAUCAUGACUGCCCUCCCUCCCGCCAAAGCUACGCAAACCAGCAGUUCGAAGCCCGAUGUCAUUAGCGCCUAUAAUGUUUGCCUUGCAUUUGAACACGACGCCAAAACGGAGAAAGAUGUCAUGUGUGCAAGACUCCUCGGCUACUUAAUCCUCCACGCUCCUUCUCUCGACGCGCUCUGUGAAGUCGUCAAAGUAAUCCACUCGUGCAGUGACAACUAUAAUACCUUCUCCGACCUUGGAGAAUCCUUUGUCAAUUACUUCAUCCGCCCGUUCAAGAAAUACAAAGGGCGCACGCCAGACUAUUCGGAUCAUUCCAGUCAUCGUUCGCUCAUUAAAGACAAGAUGAAUCUCCUGACCGCAAUUCAAGAGGCACCGAAGGACCACAAGGAAGCGAAGAUUCAAAGAUGGUUUUAAGUGUGUGGUGACUGGAAUAUACGAUACAGAAGCAGUGGGAAUUCGAGGUAUCGAUCAAGAAGACAUACUCCGAGUAACUACGGUUAACACAGAAUGCGCCCACAUUGUACCGGAGUCCACUUUUUUC
This is a messenger RNA of Laetiporus sulphureus 93-53, 702 nucleotides long. RefSeq lists its product as uncharacterized. The record is from RefSeq and is a predicted model, not a curated record. The transcript has 3 exons. The coding region runs from base 165 to 575 and encodes 136 amino acids. Lineage: Eukaryota; Fungi; Basidiomycota; Agaricomycetes; Polyporales; Laetiporaceae.